Molecule: messenger RNA, 429 nt
Organism: Pyrenophora tritici-repentis Pt-1C-BFP
Lineage: Eukaryota; Fungi; Ascomycota; Dothideomycetes; Pleosporales; Pleosporaceae
Source: RefSeq, a predicted model, not a curated record
AUGGCGAUCAGCCCGCAAAUUACCAACCUGGUCAUUAUCCUUGGUUUCAUGCAAAUUUCCAAGAAGAUUCCUUUCGAUGACCCGAAUGUCCUCAAUGGUGUGCGCGCACUCUACAUUGUGUCCAACAUCAUCAUUGCCAGUGUCUACUUCUACGUCCAGGCACAAAUCAACAAGAAGAAUGACAUGACGGUCGUCAAAUACGUCGAGCCUGCGCCGAUGGGUUCCGGCGAAGAGCCCAAGUUUGUCGCAACUACGGUCAAGGCCUACGAUCUCCAGAAGUUGCGCGAGCUCUUCAAGGCUCAACUCAUGGGUGUUGGAAUGAUCAUGAAGCACUGGUGCAUGAUGGUGCUAUGGGUGGUGGCGAGAUCAGACGACAAGAAGAGCAUUGAGCUGCCGAGCGUGCUGCCGUGUGGUGUCAAGGACGAGUAG